Molecule: messenger RNA, 234 nt
Organism: Lactuca virosa
Lineage: Eukaryota; Viridiplantae; Streptophyta; Magnoliopsida; Asterales; Asteraceae
Source: the annotation of a GenBank genome assembly
AUGAAUUCGAUUCGUCGAGUCUUCAAUUUUGAACAACCAGGUGCAGUCAAAUUACAUAUGGAGGAGGUACCAGUGCAAACAACCAAGAGCAGGUGGAGCCGUAUGAUAGAAAAAGAAAAAACAGAAAAAGCGUUGGUAAACCCAAAACAAAACAUCUUGAAGCAAGGUAGUCUAUCUAAUAAGUUGAACCACAAAUAUAGUAAAAGAAAAGUAUGUGAUAAAGAACAUAUAUGA